Dryobates pubescens (Downy woodpecker) is the source of this 6678-nucleotide messenger RNA. Its product is annotated as trichohyalin-like. Gene Ontology annotation, biological process: regulation of phosphatidylinositol 3-kinase/protein kinase B signal transduction; positive regulation of cell cycle G1/S phase transition; cellular response to cytokine stimulus. The record is from RefSeq and is a predicted model, not a curated record. The transcript has 5 exons. NCBI's taxonomy places the organism in Eukaryota, Metazoa, Chordata, Aves, Piciformes, Picidae. Gene Ontology annotation, cellular component: cytoplasm. Gene Ontology annotation, molecular function: transition metal ion binding. Bases 1 to 6678 code for a protein of 2225 amino acids.
AUGCCUGGCUUCUUGGACAGCAUUGCCACCAUCAUUGGCCUCUUCCACAAGCAUGCCAAGGAAGAUGGAGGCUGCUCCAGCCUCAGCAGGAGGAGGAUGAAGGAGCUCAUCGAGGAGGAGUUUGCAGAUGUCAUAGCUAAGCCACAGGACCCUCAGACAGUUGAGAAGAUUCUGCAGUUCCUGGAGUGGGAGGGGGAUGGGAAAAUCGACUUCACCGAGUACCUGCUCUUGGUGUUCAAAGUGGCCAGGGCCUGCUACUGGUACCUGCCCAAGGGCCCAACCCUGCUGCAAAGAACCAAGCUGACAGCCCCCAGCAAGUCCCUCCAGGAAGCUGAAAUCAAGAGCAGGGGCAGCCGUCGGCAGCUCCAGGAGGAAGAAGAAGGAACCCAGGAGAGCAACCACCCCCGGGGCGAAGCGGAGCUGCAACGAGGCACCAGGGUCAACGAGCUGGAGAGGCUUGAGGCAAGCAGGGGACAGCGCCAGCGACGGAACCAAGGCGGCAGAGACGACACCGAGCGAAGCAACGAGCAGGAGGAGCUCCGAGAGGAACGCAGCCGGCAGCCCCCGGAGGCAGCCAGGGGAGAGGCAGAGCUCAGCAGGCACAGCAGCAGAGCUGGGCUGCGGGCAGAGGAGAGGCGACAGCGAGAGAGGGCUGGUCCGGAGGAGCUGGGAGACGUGAGGAGGUGCAGCCGGGGCUGCGAACCUCAACCACGGCCGGACCGGUGGGGUGGCCAUGGGCCACAGGAGCUGGCGUGGCCGGCACAGCAUCAAAGAAGCCAAUGGCCACAAGAAGCAGAUAGAAGAAGGUCCAACCAGCCACGUAGAGAGCAGAGAAGCCGCUACCUGCUACGUGAGCCGGACCAAAGAGCAGCCGAAGGCAGCAGCCGGGAGCCCGAGAGCCUGGCCCGGGGACGCCCGCACCAGGCACGCCUGGAGGAGCCGCUAGGGUUCGACCGCAGCUGCUGCGAGCCGCAGAGGCAAGUCCCGGAGCAGGAGGAGAUCCAGCAACAGGAGGCUGACUACGAGGAAAGCGAGAGAGAAAUCCGGGAGGAUCAGGAGUGGGAGGAACGAGCUGAUGGAAGGAGGAGGGACGGGAGGAGGAACAGGGAACGGGAGCUGGACCUGGAGGGCUACGAGCGCCGCAGCCGGGAGACAGAACAGAGGGAAGAGCAACGAUCCAGGAGAGAGAAAGGAGAUGGAGAAAGGAGGCAACGAGAGUCAGAGAGGUACGAGAGGAGACGAGAGGCUGAGAGGGCAGCAGCUGAAGCUGAUGUGAGGAUCCACCGUGAAUCCCGGCAGCUGGAGCCCGUUGAGGAGGUCGUGGAAAGGAGAGACCGUGCCCGUGUCCGGGAAGAUCUAGAGGAUGAGAGGAGGAUCAGAGUGGACCGAGAGAGAUCAGAGCCUGUGCGGGAGAGGAGAGUCGACCGGGAUGGGGAGCUGGUCCUGGAGGGCUACGAACGCCAGGUCCGAGAGAGGCGAGAAAGGGAAGAGCAACGAUCCAGGACAGUCCAAAGAGACAGAAGGGAGCCUGAAGAUGGUGAAAGGAGGCAACGAGAGUCAGAGAGGUACGAGAGGAGACGAGAGGCUGAGAGAGCAGCAGCUGAAGCUGAUGUCAAGAUCCAUCGAGAGUCCCAGCAGCUGGAGCCAGUUGAGGAGGUCGUGGAAAGGAGAGACCGUGCCCGUGUCCGGGAAGAUCUAGAGGAGGACAGGAGGCUCAGAGUGGACCGAGACAGAUCAGAGCCUCUGGAGCCAGUUGAGGAAGUCGUGGAAAGGAGAGACCGUGUCCGGGAAGAUCUAGAGGAGGAGAGGAGGAUCAGAGUGGACCGAGAGAGAUCAGAGCCUGUGCGGGAGAGGAGAAUCGACAGGCAACGGGAGCUGGACCUGGAGGGCUACGAACGCAGCAUCCGGGAGACACAGGAGAGGGAAGAGCAACGAUCCAGGGCCGUCCAGAGAGACAGAAGGGAGCCUGAAGAUGGUGAAAGGAGACAGCGAGAGUCAGAGAGGUACGAGAGGAGACGAGAGGCUGAGAGAGCAGCAGCUGAAGCUGAUGUGAGGAUCCACCGUGAAUCCCGGCAGCUGGAGCCAGUUGAGGAGGUCGUGGAAAGGAGAGACCGUGCCCGUGUCCGGGAAGGUCUGGAGGAUGAGAGGAGGAUCAGAGUGGACCGAGAGAGAUCAGAGCCUGUGCGGGAGAGGAGAAUCGACCAGGAACGGGAGCUAGAGCUGCAGGGCUAUGAGCGCCGCAUCCGAGAGACACAGGAGAGAGAAGAACGAUCCAGGAGAGAGAGAGGAGAUGGAGAAAGGAGACAGCGAGAGUCAGAGAGGUACGAGAGGAGACGAGAGGCUGAGAGAGCAGCAGCUGAAGCUGAUGUCAAAAUCCAACAGGAAUACAGAGAGUUGGAGCCAGAUGAUGUCGUGGAAAGGAGGGAGCGUGCCCGUGUCCGGGAAGAUCUAGAGGAGGAGAGGAGGAUCAGAGUGGACCGAGAGAGGGCAGAGCCUGUGCGGGAGAGGAGAAUCGACCGGGAUGGGGAGCUGGUCCUGGAGGGCUACGAACGCCAGGUCCGAGAGAGGCGAGAAAGGGAAGAGCAACGAUCCAGGACAGUCCAAAGAGACAGAAGGGAGCCUGAAGAUGGUGAAAGGAGGCAACGAGAGUCAGAGAGGUACGAGAGGAGACGAGAGGCUGAGAGAGCAGCAGCUGAAGCUGAUGUCAAGAUCUAUCGAGAGUCCCGGGAUGUGGAGCCAGUUGAGGAGGUCGUGGAAAGGAGAGACCGUGCCCGUGUCCGGGAAGGUCUAGAGGAGGAGAGGAGGAUCAGAGUGGACCGAGAGAGAUCAGAGCCUCUGGAGCCAGUUGAGGAGGUCGUGGAAAGGAGAGACCGUGUCCGGGAAGAUCUAGAGGAGGAGAGGAGGAUCAGAGUGGACCGAGAGAGAUCAGAGCCUGUGCGGGAGAGGAGAGUCGACCGGGAUGGGGAGCUGGUCCUGGAGGGCUAUGAACGCCGCACCCGGGAGACACAGGAGAGGGAAGAGCAACGAUCCAGGGCCGUCCAAAGAGACAGAAGGGAGCCUGAAGAUGGUGAAAGGAGGCAACGAGAGUCAGAGAGGUACGAGAGGAGACGAGAGGAUGAGAGAGCAGCAGCUAAAGCUGAUGUCAAGAUCUAUCGAGAGUCCCAGCAGCUGGAACCUGUUGAGGAAGUCGUGGAAAGGAGAGACCGUGCCCGUGUCCGGGAAGAUCUGGAGGAUGAGAGGAGGAUCAGAGUGGACCGAGAGAGAUCAGAGCCUGUGCGGGAGAGGAGAAUAGACAGGGAUGGGGAGCUGGUCCUGGAGGGCUACGAGCGCCAGGUCCGAGAGAGGCGAGAAAGGGAAGAGCAACGAUCCAGGACAGUUCAAAGAGACAGAAGGGAGCCUGAAGAUGGUGAAAGGAGACAGCGAGAGUCAGAGAGGUACGAGAGGAGACGAGAGGCUGAGAGAGCAGCAGCUGAAGCUGAUGUCAAGAUCCAACAGGAAUACAGAGAGUUGGAGCCAGAUGAUGUCGUGGAAAGGAGGGAGCGUGCCCGUGUCCGGGAAGGUCUAGAGGAGGAGAGGAGGAUCAGAGUGGACCGAGAGAGGGCAGAGCCUGUGCGGGAGAGGAGAAUAGACCGGGAUGGGGAGCUGGUCCUGGAGGGCUAUGAGCGCCAGGUCCGAGAGAAGCGAGAAAGGGAAGAGCAACGAUCCAGGACCGUCCAGGGAGACAGAAGGGAGCCUGAAGAUGGUGAAAGGAGGCAACGAGAGUCAGAGAGGUACGAGAGGAGACGAGAGGCUGAGAGAGCAGCAGCUGAAGCUGAUGUCAAAAUCUAUCGCGAGACCCAGCAGCUGGAUCCAGUUGAGGAGGCUGUGGAAAGGAGGGAGCGUGCCCGUGUCCGGGAAGAUCUGGAGGAUGAGAAGAGGAUCAGAGUGGACCGAGACAGAUCAGAGCCUGUGCGGGAGAGGAGAGUCGACCGGCAAGAGGAGCUGGACCUGGAGGGCUACGAACGCCGCACCCGGGAGACACAGGAGAGGGAAGAGCAACGAUCCAGGGCCGUCCAAAGAGACAGAAGGGAGCCUGAAGAUGGUGAAAGGAGGCAACAAGAGUCAGAGAGGUACGAGAGGAGACGAGAGGCUGAGAGAGCAGCAGCUGAAGCUGAUGUCAAGAUCCAACAGGAAUACAGAGAGUUGGAGCCAGAUGAUGUCGUGGAAAGGAGGGAGCGUGCCCGUGUCCGGGAAGAUCUAGAGGAGGAGAGGAGGAUCAGAGUGGACCGAGAGAGAUCAGAGCCUGUGCGGGAGAGGAGAGUCGACCGGGAUGGGGAGCUGGUCCUGGAGGGCUACGAACGCCAGGUCCGAGAGAGGCGAGAAAGGGAAGAGCAACGAUCCAGAACAGUCCAAAGAGACAGAAGGGAGCCUGAAGAUGGUGAAAGGAGGCAACGAGAGUCAGAGAGGUACGAGAGGAGACGAGAGGCUGAGAGAGCAGCAGCUGAAGCUGAUGUCAAGAUCUAUCGAGAGUCCCGGGAUGUGGAGCCAGUUGAGGAGGUCGUGGAAAGGAGGGAGCGUGCCCGUGUCCGGAAAGGUCUAGAGGAGGAGAGGAGGAUCAGAGUGGACCGAGAGAGAUCAGAGCCUGUGCGGGAGAGGAGAAUCGACCAGGAACGGGAGCUGGACCUGGAGGGCUACGAACGCCGCAGCCGGGAGACACAGGAGAGGGAAGAACAACGAUCCAGGACCGUCCAGAGAGACAGACGUGAGUCUGAAGAUGGUGAAAGGAGACAGCGAGAGUCAGAGAGGUACGAGAGGAGACGAGAGGCUGAGAGGGCAGCAGCUGAAGCUGAUGUCAAGAUCUAUCGAGAGUCCCGGGAUGUGGAGCCAGUUGAGGAGGUCGUGGAAAGGAGAGACCGUGCCCGUGUCCGGGAAGGUCUAGAGGAGGAGAGAAGGAUCAGAGUGGACCGAGAGAGGGCAGAGCCUCUGGAGCCAGUUGAGGAAGUCGUGGGAAGGAGAGACCGUGCCCGUGUCCGGGAAGAGCUAGAGGAGGAGAGGAGGAUCAGAGUGGACCGAGAGAGAUCAGAGCCUGUGCGGGAGAGGAGAGUCGACCGGGAAAGGGAGCUGGUCCUGGAGGGCUACGAACGCCAGGUCCGAGAGAGGCGAGAAAGGGAAGAGCAACGAUCCAGGACAGUCCAAAGAGACAGAAGGGAGCCUGAAGAUGGUGAAAGGAGGCAACGAGAGUCAGAGAGGUACGAGAGGAGACGAGAGGCUGAGCGAGCAGCAGCUGAAGCUGAUGUCAAGAUCUAUCGAGAGUCCCAGCAGCUGGAGCCAGUUGAGGAAGUCGUGGAAAGGAGAGACCGUGCCCGUGUCCGGGAAGAUCUAGAGGAGGAGAGAAGGAUCAGAGUGGACCGAGAGAGAUCAGAGCCUGUGCGGGAGAGGAGAAUCGAUCGGGAACGGGAGCUGGUGAUUGCUGAGAGCCAAAGACGAGAGAGAAGUGAAAGAGAAGAGCCACGAUCCAGGACCAUCCAGAGGGACUCCCGUGAGAGCAGCAGGCUCCAGAUCAUCGAGGAAGAGCAGGAGGUUGACCUCGUCCAGCGCCGUCCGGCAGCUGAGUUACGACGUGAAGUGUCUGAGGUCCCUGCCGCUGAGCCCCCAGCAGAGGAGGGGCAGAGGAGCCGCAGGCUUCUCCGCGGGGAAGAAGCACCCGAGGCGGACAGCAGCCGGAUCCGUGAGGAUGGAGAACGACGACGUGAGAGGAGCCUCUACCAAACCGUGGAUGUGGACACCAGGGACCUCUCCCUGCCGGGGGAGCAGGCACCCAUCAGCGACCUGCGGGUCCGUUACAUCCCCGCCGAGCCUGACGUGCAGCCGGAGGUGAAGGUCCUGCCCCAGCCCUGCGACCCUCAGACCGUUGCCUACCUGGUCCACGUCAUCCAGAACGUGAAUGAUCCUGAAGCCACCACCUACGAGAUCGUUUGCCACCACCCCCACGACCCGGAGCAGCCUCUCUACGUGAAGAAGUGCCAGGUGUCAGCCAAGCCACCAGCAGCUCCCUGCGAUGCCGACCACCCCCCGGAGCCACAGCCCCAAAGGGAUGAGGGAGAAACGGAGGAGCCAGAGGACCUCCCGGCUGCCAGCUCCCGGCAGAACCCAGAGGAUCUCGAAGGGCCGCAGGAGAGAACCGAAAGAGGGGUGAAGGAAGGGGCUCCCCGGGCCUCUGCCGCCGAGCUGGGCGCUGUUAAGGGUGACCCUGGCCGGGCGAAGACCAAGGAGGACCGGAGGGACAGUCAGCGCCCCAAGGUGCCCAGCGCAGAGGAGAAGCAGCAGCCCCAGGGAGAUGGAUCGAAGGCUGCCAGGGAGAGGGAGCGUGAGGACAGGGAGGCCAAGGGCUGCCCACCUCCGCCCCAGGCUGCAGGGCCACGGGAAGCCGGCGAGCAGGGCCGGAGAGCUGCCGACGAGAGCCGAGCUCAGCCGCCGCGGCGGGACGGAGCCGGCCGCGGCCGAGAGGGUGCUGAGCUUCCUCCGGCCGAGAGGAGCAAGCAGGCAGCGCAGGAGAGCGGCAGGAGGAGCCCCCGGGCAGACAGCGAUGCUCAGCGGGAGGAGGAGCCCCGGCCGGGCACCAAGCUGAGCCAGGGCCCCUCCGGCACCCCGCAGGAGGCACCGAGCCGUGCGACCAAGGAUGCAGCCAAAGCUUCUUGA